Clarias gariepinus (North African catfish) is the source of this 10767-nucleotide messenger RNA. RefSeq names its product peripheral-type benzodiazepine receptor-associated protein 1. The record is from RefSeq and is a predicted model, not a curated record. Lineage: Eukaryota; Metazoa; Chordata; Actinopteri; Siluriformes; Clariidae. Bases 372 to 6920 code for a protein of 2182 amino acids. The transcript is spliced from 33 exons. Gene Ontology annotation, biological process: neuromuscular synaptic transmission. Gene Ontology annotation, molecular function: protein binding.
CGUUUGGAUUGAGCUGGAAGCAACUGGUGCUUUUGCGGAUGCACUUCGGAAUUGUGUAUCGAAAACAAAAUACACAAAAACAUGACGUUGCUUCGUCGCUGUAACAAUUUAUCCGGGUUUUGCGUAUUGUUAUAACCCGUUAAUCCGCGGCCAGGAGAAGACUGGGAAAUAAAUUAAGGAGCUGCUGGACAUUGUGUCAGAGUGGCCAUAUGGAGUAGAUUGCAAUGCAUGCUUGCAAAUGCCUCUUUUCUACACGAAUACAUUCACUAUUGCAUGUCUUCACGGCUCAUGCUUAAACUUUCCUAGUGCAUCCCUUCCAUCCUGGUCUGACCAGGUCUCUUUCACCUUCGUACCAGUAACAUUACAUCACUAUGGACAGGAAUGAAGCUGACAGUAACCAUCAAUAUCUCUUCUUCAAAAAAGGAAUCCUGCAAUCAAGGAGUCAUCCACUUUCGGAAAAGAAGUCCAAGAACGUCUCGCCGUACUACAACAGACCUGAAAACAGGUCUAGAUGUGAGAGGGAAAAGGCUCUGGAGCUGCACUGGACUUGGUUAAAUCACCAACAUCUUGAAUAUGCUACCCUCAGGCAAGCUGGUGAGCUGCGGCAAAAGCUGGCUGAUGAGAUCACUGGCAUCAUAAGACCAGGCAAGACAACACAAGCAGGCAAUAAGCAGCCAGGAAUUGACUCAGGGUGUAAUGGCAAUGGGGCAACUUACCGUAAACUGGAGGAGCUUUUGAAGACGCUCAAUGGGGAGGCAGGCAAGGAGCAGGCCAGGCUUCUGCAGUGCCUCUGGGAGGAAGUGGAGCUGGAGAAGAGCUACUUCUUUUGCCACUUGCUAGAAGUACAUGGGCAUCCAUCUCUAGUAGUAGAAAAAAAGGGGGACAACGUUACAAAAGGGCCAGCCAAGUGGCGAUCGGUAAACUUAAGGAGCAAAGACAUGCCAGAGUCAUUCAAGGACAGAAAUCAAAACCUCACCCACUGCUACGCAGAUUCUCAGAAGUGUCCACCUAUAAGGAAGAGCAAGCAUGGUGUGGAAAGUUUAUCUGAAAAUGAGAAUGUAGAGAAAAGCCCACUGAGGUCUUCCCUAGGGCAUGGAAAGACCAGCAAAGGGGAUGUUUAUCAGACUUUACCUGAUGUGGAUUGGGAACUCCAGAGUUUUGGUGCAUCUCUGGAAAAGUUGUCAUCCACCAGAUGUUCAGAGGACAACAUGGACGACACGAACGGAGCAGAUUAUGACUAUCUAGUGCGGCAGAACUCAGAGCUCCUGAGAGCACUGGAGGAUUUGGAGAAGACCGUCUCCACACUCCGAGAGGAGAACAGCCUCCUGCGUAGGAGCAGUUGUCCCGAGACGGAGGACAAGGUGAAGAGGCUGAGGCGGAAAAAUGCCGAGCUGGCUGUCAUCGCUAAGCGUCUGGAAGAAAGGGCACACAAACUGCAGGAGGCCAAUCUUAAAGUGGUAAAUGCCCCAAUCCCCAUAAAGCCUGGCACAGUUGAGCAAUAUAAGAGAGCGUUUGCACGGCAGAGGGCACGAGACUUGGCACAGCACGCAGACACACUCCUUUCCAAAGACAAGGAGAUCGCCGCACUGCAGAACGAGUGUCGACAGCUAGAGGCCAGAAUAGGACAGGACAAACAGGGAGCUCAUGGUCCUUCAGGAGCAGUGGAGUUUGAGCGGCUGCUAAAGGAAUCUCAGAAAGAGGUGCUGCGUCUGCAGAGGCAGCUCUCCGUCAGCUCAGCUCAGGAUCAGAACUCUGGAGCUGGAGGAGCCGAGAAAGAGCGAGAACAAAAAGAAGCACCAGUCAUAUGUGAAACCCCACAGCCUGUAGUUAAUGAAGUUCAUGUUAAGGGGAAAGAACCUCAUGGAGAAGAGGAGGAGUCCAGAGCGCAAAUAACCACAGAGCAAGACAGAAGCUCACCCCGCCAGGAAGAAGACACACAAAAGCAUCGUAUAGACUUUCUGGAAAGUGAGUUAAGCAGGAAGAGAAAAGAAUGUGAGGGUCUCGAGCAUGAAGUAAGAAAGAGGCAGAAGAGAUGUCUCGAUUUGGAGAGCCAGCUUGAGGAUGAGCGCAGCAAAAAUGAGCGCUUAACAGAUGAAGCGGAACUCCUCAGGAGGAAGGCUCAGCUGCUUGAGCAGUCGCAGGUUGAGAAUGAAGAGCUGAAGCAGGAGCUCUCUGCAGUGAGCGCUCGGUAUAGUUCAGUUCUCGAGGAGAACCAGAGACUCCGUGCCAAGCUGGAGAACCUAGAGCAGGUCCUAAAGCAUAUGCGAGAGGUCGCUGAGCGCAGGCAGCAGCUGGAACUGGAACAUGAGCAGGCACUGGCUAUUCUCAAGUUCAAACAAGAUGAAAUCAAACGACUUCAGCGGGCUCAGUUAUUUGCAAAAAGGGAACAUGAAGGAGUUGUGCAAAUGCUGGAGGGCUUGAUCCAGUUUGUAAAGCUGAGAGAGCUGAACACAUUGGACUGCAUGCAGGCAAAGGUACGGGACCUGGAGCAGAAGUGCCGUAAUCAAAGCGAGCAGUUUGGCCUUCUGUCUCAGGAGCUGGACAAAUUCCGACAACAGGCCUCGAAGAUCGACUUGUCGGCUCCUGGACUGCUGUGCUCAGGCUUCACACAACUUCCCAACGGUCUCAGUCUGCCCACAGACACCGAUUUAUCCGCCGUGCUCCGGACCAGCUCGGCGCCGUGCUCAGGAGGUCCGUCUCAAGCCGAGCGCUCGCCCGGCACCAAACACCGCGAGCUCCCCAGCCUAAAUCCCAAAUCAGCCUCCACCUCCAGCACGUCUCCACCCAAAUCUGAAAACACACACCUGUCGCCGAAAUCUGCCAGAAACUCGCACAAAGCCAGCCCCACUCACGAGGUGGACACUGCCAGUGAGGUUGAGGAGCUGGACAUCGAUGUAUCCCCUGUUCCCUUCCCAGCGAGUCGAGGAGCUGCCAAACUCCAGGUUUUUAUUGCCCGUUACAGUUACAACCCUUAUGAUGGUCCAAACGAUAACCCAGAGGUGGAGCUGCCUCUCACAGCUGGGGAAUACAUCUACGUAUACGGAGACAUGGACGAUGACGGCUUCUAUGAAGGUGAACUGAUGGACGGCCGUCGAGGCCUGGUUCCAUCCAACUUUGUUGAGCGUGUCUCAGAUGAUGAGGCACAUGAAGCUGCUGACUUUUCCCACAAUUCCUUCCUGGAAGGCAGCUUUCAGAGCGCCUCGGAGAGACCACAUCAGCACCAACACCACAUGCGGUUAGGCCACAGCAUUACAGACAGGACAGAUGCCUCGGCUGCCGGUGACAUAAGCAAAGCUGGUACAGUGCCACUUGUGAAUGGCUUGGACAUGGAUCUGGACUUAGAGGAUGACACGGAAGCUUACAUUGUGCCACCUCCCCACAAGGUGACUCUCAUCAAACAGCUAGCUAAGAGCAUAGUGCUGGGCUGGGACGCCCCGCCAGGAGGAGCCAUAGUGCGGAGCUACAACGUAUACGUGGACCAGGAACUCCGUCUCAAUGUCCCCACAGGAAACCCGACCAAGGCUGUGCUAGAGCGGAUGGAUACGAGCCACAAGGCUCACCGUUUGGCUGUGCAGACUGUGAUGGAACACGGUACCUCUGACCCAUUGCGCUGCUGCAUGCUGGUGGGGAAAGACGUGUCUGCUGCACCCACUGAGCUGCGUGUAGAACGCAUCAUGGCCACUUCAGCCCGUCUUACCUGGCUGCCUAGCAACAGCAGUUACGCACAUGCAGUCUCUUUAAAUGGUAAGGUGCGCGAGGUGGUUCAGGCCGGCAAAUACUCACUGCGCCUUGGUGACCUUAUUCCUGGUGUGCAUUACCAUGUGGAGGUGGAGGCGCAGGUGCCGUCGGAGCGGAGGGAGCGCAAAUGUGCUGUCACCUCUUUCACCACGCUAAUCGCAGGUCCUCCUGAUGCUCCUCUGGAUGUGCAACUGGAACAGGGGCCAAGUCCAGGGAUCGCUCAGAUCAGCUGGCUCCCUGUCACUAUUGAUGCUGCCGGGACCUCCAACGGAGUCCGUGUCACAGGCUACACCAUUUAUGCUGACAAAAAGAAGAUGCUGGAAGUGUCGUCGCCCACAGCGGGUAGUGCUCUUAUUGGUCUUUCUCAGAUGGAAAUGCUUCAAGAGGCUCGUGAGCUUACCGUGCGCACCAUGUCUCCUCAUGGUGAGUCAGCCGACUCGACGCCUGUGAAUGUGCCUGCCAAGCUACCUGCCAUCAUGGCAGGUGCGUCCAUGCCUCCCUGCCAGCCAGUGCCAACCUACACCAGUGUCCUAACCGCCAGUGCCACCAACAAGGAGCCCAGUGUCCGUGCCGCCUCUUUGUCUGCUGCCAAAACGUCCACAAUACCAUUCAGCUCCAUGAUAAAUGCAAGCCCUUCUUCUCCCAUCAGGGAUAAUUAUGCCAACACACUCAAAGCUGCCACCAAUGAUGCCCCUCUGCCCACUGCCUCAUAUGUAGAAGCAUGGGCGAAUCCAGCUGUGGCUGCACAGGAGGCACGGCCACUUCCUGGAAUCAUUGCCAACCCGCAGGAAACUAUGCCUGCACCAAAAGUUGUGUCCAAUCCUGUGCCAGUCCUACUGCCCAUGCCCACAACCAAGGACCUUGUACCUCCAGCACAGCCCAAUGCAGUGCUUGCAACAACGCCAGAGCCUAGUAAAGAGACAGGGAACUCAGGUCCGCAACGUUCCGUUCCUUCUGUCUCUGAUUUCCUGGAUGCACCCUUGCCACACAAGUCAUCACCCACCCCCAGUGUACCCAGAGUCAUCGUCCCUGAAACAGAUCUCCUCGACAUGCCCGAUACACAUCCCCUGCGGCCGCCCAACUCCUCACCUGUAGAGUCGGAGCCGGAGGGGGACAGAGAGAACACUCGUUUGGUUUCCAUUGAAGAUUUCCUUCGACCUGACCCUGUUCCCAGAACAAAGGUAUAUGCAGGAGGUGUGAUGGACCCUCCUCCUGACUACCAUGUUGAGAGCAGCCGAUCAGACCUAUCCGAUAUCCUGGAAGAGGAGGAAGAAGAUCUGUACUCUGAGUCUAACACUGAUGUAUCACCCAAGAAGAACUCUGUACCUGAAGGCAGGACAGAGGGGUGGGAGGCAGACAGUGAUGAGGAAGUCUUGGAGAAGAUCCUGAAACUCCAUCCCCAGGUUUUUGCUAAUAAACAGCUGUUCAGUAUCCCUGAGGUGACUGAAGAAGAGGAUAAUAGUGAAUCAGAGCUCCAGGCUGUCUCCAUGCUGUCUAAAAGCAAAGGGUGCUUUCUGUGUCCGACUGCCUCUGGACAGUGUCAGCCAUGCCGUGACAAAGCCAAAGUAGCAUGGAACAGAGGGAGCACGCAGGUCCGGCCUCAACAUGGCCUGACUUACAUUGAUACAGUGGACACCAGCAACUACGAGGAAGAUGAAGAGACGGACCUUGAUUCAGAAAGCAGCCUGUACUUGGGUCCCAGCAGCAAGGACGUCACACCUCAACGGUCGCUUCGGGCACGCCAGGAACGAGACAGACUCCGUAGAGAAGCCCUACUUCGCAACCACAUGACCUCCCACAUUAACACUUCCGGGGAGAAAGCACAUGAGCCUUACAUGCUCAGCAGGACAGUUCGUCACGUCAAGACACCCGCCAUGGAGAUAGAUGUGGAAUACGGGACAGAUAAUGAUGAUGACUCCUCACAGUUUGACCCUGGAGAAGUCGUAGUGGAGCAGAUGAGCUCCGAGUGGUGGGUGGAGGGUGGAAACCAAGAUUACCACCACUCUUUAUCUCCACGACAAUGUAAACUGGAUUCAAUUAACAUCAUGGCAUCCGGUCACCACCAGUGGGAUGCUGAAGGUCUAGCGGACUCAGGAACGGCCUGGUGCUGCCCCAGAGACAACUCUCCUAAAUUAAAUCAAUUGGAGACCAGAUUGCCUAAAGAGCCAAGGCCAAGAGGUGACAGUGAAGUACGGAUUUUCGUUGCCCUCUUCCCAUACGAUCCUUCAACAAUGUCACCCAAUCGUGACGCAGCAGAAGAGGAGCUUCCCUUCAUGGAGGGACAGAUCAUUAAGGUCUAUGGUGAUAAGGACGCGGAUGGGUUUUACCGGGGAGAGUCGGCUGGCCGUCAUGGUUAUGUGCCCUGUAACAUGGUCUCUGAGAUUCAGGUGGAUGAUGAGGAGACCAGAGAUCAGCUGCUACAGCAGGGUUUCCUGUCCACCGAAUCAUCUAUAGAGAAGAUGGGCACACGCUCACUCGCUCAGCUUCCGCACCGUCCGGCUCCACCACCCAAACCUAGACGCUCCAAGAAAGUGGAAUCUGCUGGAGUUUUGGAGAACGUUUCCAUCACCGAGUUCUCCAACCAAGAUAAAGCGCAACACUCAGCCGCUGGCAUGGAAAACGCUGUACCUCGCAGGAUGGUUGCCGUUUUUGAUUACGACCCAAGAGAAAGCUCACCUAAUGCUGACAUCGAGGCUGAGCUGACUUUUAACGCCGGGGACAUCAUCUAUGUGUUUGGAGACAUGGAUGACGAUGGCUUCUUUUAUGGGGAUUUAAAUGGACAGAAAGGGUUGGUACCUUCCAACUUCCUUCAGGCUGUUCCAGAGAACAGAAAUGAGUCAGCAGAACCCGAACAAACUACAGCCAGCACCCGGAGAGACUCACAGGUGAGUCACGCUGCGUCUGUAGAGCAGACGGAACCCCUAACGGCAAGCCCCCCAGACGAGACCCGGUCUGAACCCGAUUCACACAAGAACCACCUUCUACACCAGCAGCCUGAACUCCAGCCGGGUCCCUCUCCAUUCUCAGGCAAUCCUGCUCCUCCUCCUGCUCCUCCUCCUGCCGUUCAUCCCCCAGAGGACCAUGCUGUCACUGAUGCCUCUCCACCUGGCAAAAAGAAAAAAGGCUUCUUCUCAAAAGGAAAGAAGCUUUUCAAGAAGCUGGGCUCCAGCAAGAAGGAAUAAAACCCGAAGACUGUUACGUUGACUAAUACGCUGAUUGCACUUUCUCCAUGUCGAUGUUAAGCUGUCUGCAUGCAUUUCGUGAUUUCAUUGGUAGAUUUAGUGUGUGACACAGGUGUCAUGCUCUGUGACCAUUUGAUGCUUAUUUUCCUUGUUUUGUCUCACUUUUCCACUAUGAUACUUUGCUACAAAGAGUAUAUCUUCUGACAUGUAAAAAAAAACAUUCACAUCUUCUUCAAAGUGAGAAAUACACAACAUAUCCUGAAAGCUCUGACUUAACAGUGGGUGACAUCAAAUUAGAAACAAAGUCUAAACCAAAAAAAGUUGCCUUUUAAGGUAAAAUAUUUGUUCAGGCUUUAACUGGACAGACCAGAGUUAUUAGGAUUCAAAAAUACAUGCACUAACUUAGAUAUGGCAUAAAUAAAUGUUUCCAAAUAGUCAUGAUUUACACACCAGGAAUAAUUGUGUAAAUUACUGUACAUCAUGUGUAAAGUGGAACACUAAAUGUCAGCUGUAAACGUUGCUAGUAUGCGCAUACGUAAAGUUCAACGGCAGCUAAAAAAAAAAAACAAUUAUAUGGUUAAAAAAAAAAAGUUCUAAGGACGCUUCCAUGAAUGACAUUCAAGUGUUAGUUUACGCAUAUAAACCGAGUCCCUGCGAUGACUUUUGCAAAUAUCAAAGACACCAUAUAAAUCGAUUUGCAUUGACUUUUCCUUGUAGUGCACUUGUACAUAAAAAUGCCACAACUUGCAUAAUCAUUAAACUCCAGACUCAGACGAGACAUGCUACUGAGCUUAUAUCUACAAUAACUGGCAAUCCGUCAUACUUCGAUAUGCCCGAAUGUCUAUCAGACCUUAUUUAUCGUUUCCUGAUACUGACCACAAGAAAAAUAUUUAUCUAAAAGACAUUAAAAGGUUGUCUGUGUCAUCUUCCAAGUCUGGAAAUCAAAACAGCUCAGAGUAGAAUGUCAGAGGAGUCAUCUUGUAAUUAUUGCCAUUCCAAUGCACUAUAAGACCGCAAAUAAUGACGUAAAAUGAUUUUUAUCAGUCCCUGAGUAAAAUCAUUAGAUCAGAUUAGAUCAGGUAGAUGUGUUCUUUUUUUUUUUUCGCUUUCAGCCUUUAAGCUUGUCUCAUUGCUGUACGUGUAUUAUAUGGCAAUAAGGUUAAAUCCAGUUACGUAUUAGGCAUGAAGUUAUGUAACAUUUUGUGUUUGUACUGGCACAUCACUCAGCUGCUGUGUGUACAGUGUGUAAGUUCCUUCAGCACCUAUGGACAAAUGUUGGUGCUGGAGGUUUCCUCUGGUUUCCAGUCUUUGCCUUGCUCAUAUGACUCAAGUAGCACCAAAAGGUGUGUGUGUGUGUGUCAGUGUAACAGGGGAUUUCAUGAUUCCUGCUUGUCUAAAUAACAUUUUUAAAAAAUGAGUGUAAAGAUAGAUUCACAUUACACAGAGUAAGUCUUGUCCAAUAUGCAGUUAUCAUCUAGCUGUGCUUUCAAGUAUAAAGCAUAGAACGAUCUUGUUUCCUGUGUCACAUGAUGGCGAAGGCUGUUUUUUUUCUUUCUCAGGCUGCAAAAGUACACGUGCAAGAAUUCUGCAGUCGUGAGAUGAAAGUGAUGGUCUUAGAAUGCAUAAUGUGACCAGUUUCGUACCACUGCAACCAAAGACAGAGACUGACAGAAAUGAUUUUGUUAGGAUCUUAAAAUGUGAGCUGUGCUACAGUGUUUAUCAAAACAACAUCGAAUUAUAUAAAGCUAACAGACAGCGACAGCUACAAUAGUCGCAAUGUAAAAAAAAAAAAAUUACUGACUUUCUUAAAUUACUUCAUAUAAAGUUACACUUCCAGGCCAUUUUACAAUAAGUGUGUUUACAUGGACCCUAAUAUUGAACUAAUAAUGUGUAAAUACCUCAAUCACAAAAGUAUUUUCCUGGGGCAAUGGUUGGCUUGCCAUUAUAUACACUAUAUCACAUACAGCAUGUAUAAAUAUACAACUAAUUACAGAUGAGAUUACAAAAUUAAUCACAGCAUUCUUGUAACCAGUCAUACCACAGAAGGUGGGAUUUAUCAGUAAAGAUUGGAAGCCUAACCUAACCUCUAAGUUGGAGGAAAGUUCUUCUUUUUCUUUUAUAUAUCUCACAAAUUACCACUCCUCAGAGGAAAGAACCACUUUGCGCAUGUCUAAAAAGUUAUACUCUAUUUUAGUAAAUGCUUAGAACGAGUAAACACUUAAGAUUCAAUUAUUUGUCUUAAAAUGUCGUCAUAAAGCUUGGGGUCAUAGCACAGGGUGAGCCAGGAUACAGCACCACUGGAGAAGAUUCCUUGCUCCAGGGCCCAACAUUGGCAAUUUUGCAGUGCUGGGGCUUGAAUCAGUAACCCAGAGCCUUAAAUGAUUGAGCCUCCGCUGCCCAAACCUUAACCCUGUCCUGAAGUCAGAAGCCUUAGCCGUUGGAAUUACUAAUCGAAAUUCCACAGCUUAGAUUGACUUCAUAUCAUUUCAUACAGUGUGACAUAUAUGAUACUGAAAUUUAAACUGGCUUAACAUGGCAUGCUUCAGCUUCUAGGACAUGGUGGACGUUGCAGACCAGAGCAUGACACGCUCUUACCAAACCUUUUGGUGCUCUUUGCGUUACUAUGACAGUAUGGAGUUAAUGAUAGAGCAGAGGUUCUGGCACCAGACCUGAAGUCCAGGCCUACUGUAGGUCUCUGCUCACAUUCAACCAAAAGAUAUUUUUAAGCUAAAUGUUGACUGUAUUCAUCUUUAAUAUAUACAAACAGCUCUGUAUAAUAAAACAAACUAUUUCUCUCUCUGUAGCCUUUAAAUAAGUCUGGUUUAUAGGCAAGCAAUGGACGCGAAACUGUGUUAUAAUCCUAAAACUUGCUUUUCAACCAGCUACUAUAGAUCGCACGCUUAUAUCACGACUUUGAUCCCAGCGCUAUCGUUAGAGCUAAGCUACUUUCUGCCAAUCUGCACCCAGAGCUAGACUCUAGUAAAGUACUAGCCUUACGAAACCUUUUUUUUAAAAGUCUUAUUUGUUACAAUGUUUACUUUAACUUUACUUCUGCUGACUGCAUGCAUGAAGGUGUCGCACCCAGACACGGCCUUAUUUAUCGAUAUUGAAAUAUUUAUUAUAUUAAAUCUUAAAUUUCUUUACUUCUACAAUAUAUUUGUAGGACUUCUUUUUUUUUUUUUUUCACUGGAUACAGCGAAGGCCAAGCUGGAGGCUAUCACCUAAAAUCUUGAGAACUUUUGGUCUAUGUGUGAUGUACAGUGUUCAGGUCAAUGGUUUGCACUUUGCCUGUGCUUUUCAACGUAUGGUAUUUUCAACCAGUGCGAGAAGCUUUAAUUCUCUCAUCAUUCUCUCAGAAAUACUGUAAGUGUCAUAUAGAGAACAGGAACCUGUUUUGUAAAUCUGAGGUUUUUGUAAUCAAUUUUUUGAAACUUGUAAAUAAGUCAUUUUUUUUCCACAUUUUUCUUUUGUCUUUUUUUUUUUCUUUGCAUGGUGAAGUUUUGAGUGAUGACUAGUAAGAUCAUUAUUGCUCAUUGAAGGGGCCAUUGUCAUUUAGUUUGACCUUUUUACAGAAAUAAAAUCUAUUUUUACAGAAAAGUUUUGUGUGUGUGUGUGUGUAAAUUAAUAAUGAUAAUUUCAGUGAAAACAGUGUAUGCAUGGAGACAAAGUAAAAAAAUCCCACAACAAAUAAUAUAUGUAUAUUUUUGUUUUAUUAAUGAAAAGUAAAAGCAGAUUCAACAAUGUCAGGUUUCAAACACUUAUAUGUCCAGAACAAAUCAAAAAUGUUAACAGCAACUAGCUUGGCUUUGUUCCUUCAUGUUCAGCAGCUCAUGUGGCCUAUAAAUUA